Pundamilia nyererei is the source of this 10523-nucleotide messenger RNA. RefSeq names its product ash1 (absent, small, or homeotic)-like (Drosophila) (gene ash1l). The record is from RefSeq and is a predicted model, not a curated record. Gene Ontology annotation, cellular component: nucleoplasm; nucleus. Gene Ontology annotation, molecular function: protein binding; DNA binding; histone H3K4 methyltransferase activity. The coding region runs from base 618 to 9509 and encodes 2963 amino acids. The transcript is spliced from 27 exons. Gene Ontology annotation, biological process: regulation of DNA-templated transcription. NCBI's taxonomy places the organism in Eukaryota, Metazoa, Chordata, Actinopteri, Cichliformes, Cichlidae.
UCCGUCCUCCUUCCCUCCCUCCCUCCUCUCAGGGACCGAGAAUGCCCGUGUUGUACUGACACAGUAGCGAUACGGGCUGAGCAGACAUGGAGGCCCGAUUGACGAGAGAGGCCCGCGCUGACACAUCCAGGCCCAGCUAAUGGUGUGUCGGAGUGGAUUUCGGAGCAUCUCGGGAGAUAUUACGGAUACCAGUCGCCGUGAGGAAAAAAGGAUUUAGGCACCGAGGACGAAGAAAUAAGAGGGAGAUCCAUUUCGGGUCUCUGUUGAUUCAACGCAGCCGCCAUUUUGUUGACACUGUUGGAAGAUAAUUUUAAUAAAAGGGGGGGGGAAAUGUGGCCACCACGUUGAUACACAAGAAGACAGGACACAGCCAAAUAAUGUGAACACCGUUUCUGGACUAUUUCAGAGUUGAAGGACGGAGAAAUAGGGCUGGACAGCCGAGGAAGGGAGAGAAGCCCUCAAAGCAAGGAGAGCUUCACCCUCACCGUUAUCCCCCUCCCCCUUUCCCCCCUUCACCCUUAUCCCAUCCCCAGACAAAAACUCUACCUGGUAUCCACAUUAACCACUCCUUAAACUCCAUAAACUUGUACCCCCCAACCCCCACCCCAAACAAUCUAAUGGAUCAGAAGAUUCAAGGGAGGACUGCAACUCCACCCCCUCUCCUGUCCGGUGCUCCCACAGGGGAGCGAGAGAAGGAGGGAGCGGGUGGGAAGAAAGAAGAAGAGGAGGAAAAGAAGAGGGACAGAGAGAAGGAGGGAACCCCCACCGCAUCUGCUGGUGCAGGAGGCACAGGCGGGCCAGGAGGUGCCGGUGGUGACCAGUCCCAUUUCUCCAUCAAAGAGAGCAGCCUGUCUGAGGGCAAUGUCAAACUGAAGAUUGGCCUCCAGGCGAAACGCAUGAAGAAGCCUCCUAAGAUCCUGGAGAACUAUGUGUGCCGACCGGCUUUCAGAGCCACUGUGAGGCAUACGGGUCGUGGAGGAGGUAAUGCCCGUGGAAACCGUGCAGGCGCCACAGGUGACGGGGCGGGCAGUCAGAGCCAGAGUCCUUCACAGGGCAGAGAAAAAGAGAGGGAAAAGAGUCCCAGUGUAAACAGACCACCCAUCUCAUCAUCUUCAACAGCCCCAACUGCUAAAGCUCCCACACCACCUCCUCUAGCUCCUCCUCCUGCCAGCACUACCACCCUGACACCCUCCCAAAUGAAUGGGAACGCUCCGGCAAAAAAGGGUCCACCAAAGAUGGAUUGCAAGUCUGAUUCAAAGUCAGACACAAAAGCAGCUACCACCACAUCUGAGAGACCACUUAACCUUCACCGCCCUCCACCAGACAGCAAAACGCAUUCCUCUGGGAAGAAAGCGCCAGCUCCGCAACCCAACCCCCGGACAUCUUCACCAUCUCCGCCAUUAUCUUUAACGAAAGAACCCAGCCUUGAAGGUGUUAAGCCUCCUCAAUGCACCUACAGCACAGACAGUCAAAGAGAUAAGGACAAAGGUCUUCAGAGUUGGGGAGCGCCAACCGUCACUGAAAAAUUAGCUCAACUAAUAGCAACUUGUCCACCAUCCAAGACCCCUAAGCCAGCCAAACCUGCAAAGAUUGAUCCCAGCCCUCCUCUUCCGAGCUCAGGCUUUAUGGCCCCUACAGCCAAGCAACGAGACAGAGCUUUGGCCAAUAGGAACACAUAUUCAAGAAUGGUUCACCUUUCUCCUCCACCUCCUGUGUCAAGACCACCUGGUCGGCCAUAUGGGUCUAGAAGCAAAGACAGUAUUUUAGAAAAUUCAACCACCCUGACGCCGCUGAGGAACGAGGACUUGGAUGGGACUGGGAAAGCUGCUAGCAGCAACGGAAACAACAGUAUCAGCAUGAGCAGCACCAACAGCAGUAGUCGCAGCAACAGCCCAGCAUUCACCUAUGGCAAUAACCGCCUGACAGUCCUGUCAAAUGAAAGCAACAGUGACAGCAGCAACAGUAGCAUUUCUAAGCAACCGUUACACCCUGCUCACUCCUUACCCCAUACCACGUCACCUUCAUUGUGUCCAAUUUCAUCAUCUUCAUCAUCAUCGGUGGAGCAGAGGACGGUGAGUGCAGUGAGUCACCUGGGCUCCCCUGUUCCCUCACAAGGACACCAUGCACGAGAGUCUCCUGCCCUCGCAGAAGAAAGCAGUGCAGGUGAGCGAGAGCAAGACAGGGACAUCCCCAGAGACUUAUCCAAGUGCCCCCCUUCAGCAGCAACUGGAAGGCCAGAAGGGAAAGAGAAAGGGGGAAGCAACCAGUCAGUACGAGUUGAGAGGGGAAAAAGUUCUAGUCCAAGUAAACGUAGUCCCAACCAGGAUAGUAACCGAAGCGGUUGGACUAGCAGUCCCACUGAGUCUAUUAGACAAAGGACACCUUCCCCACUGGAGCCAGAUGAUGAUGAUGAUGAUGAUGAUGAUGAUGAUGAUGAUGAUGAAGAUGAUGAUGAUGAUGAAGAAGAAAGCCCACAGACGCCUCUCAGAGAUGACUCUCCUGAUUCAUCCCUAGACUCUCCAGCAGAGCAGGACAGCAAACCCCUUAAAAAGCGCAGGGGAAGAAAACCCCGCUGGACACGUGUUAUGCUAAAGGCCCAAAGUCAGAGAAGCCCGGACAGUCUCUUCACUGAGAACAAAACCACCAUGCCUUUAUCUUCAAGCCUGGAAAUUCCAACGCCACCAGUUAAAAGACCUGUAGGCAGGCCCCCAAAUCCAAAUAAGGUCAAACCAAAUCCUGUGUCACAAAAUUCAGUGUCACAGCUCUUCCCACCCCAGCCUAAAAAAAGAGGAAGGCCAAAGUCUAAAAUGCCAAGGCUUGAUGCACCGGCCCGUGGGAAUCCCCCUAACAAGCUACAACCCUCUAAGGUCUUUUCAUCUUUGUUGAAGUCCAAAGAAGAACAGGACCCACCUGUUCUUCACCCCGAGGUAGACUUAAACCCUCCUAAACCUAUGCCUAGGAAACGUGGGCGCCCCAAGCGCCUUCCUCCUACUUUACCCCAGGAGGGUCAGCCUCCCACGUUGGCUCCAGAAGCAGGGGAAAGAUUCCGCAACAAAGGAAAUGGGCAGCUUAUCAUGAAAACUAUUAUUGGCAAAAUCAAUAAGAUGAAAAGCGUUAAGCGGAAGCGUAUUCUCAGUCAAAUCCUUUUAGGCCCAAGGUCAGAAGACACCCCUAAAGGCACCACCAGUAGCAUGGCUGCAACAGCAGAAGCUGCAACGCAGUCGUUGUCAUCCCUAGCUGCUUCUUUUGGAGGAAAACUAGGGCCUCAAAUUAAUGUCAGUAAAAAGGGCACAAUAUACAUGGGUAAAAGGAGAGGCCGUAAACCAAAAGUGGCAACUAAUGUCUCAGCUACAAUGUCACCUUCAGAAACCUUUAUAUCUCCAAACACCACUUCCCCUCUUCAUCCCCAUCAGUCACAGUCCCAUCAGCAGCACCAGCUCUCCUCAGAGGUUUUUUCCUCACCCUCCCUCUCACAGUUGAGUGGAGGCCACAGUCCCAUCAGCGAUGGUAGCUUUGUGGAGCCAGGCUCAGUGCACUUCGCAGGUCACUCUCACUAUUCCAACUCCCAUCAUAGUCAUAACACGUUUUCGCUUCCUCCUCCAACCUUUUCAGCUCCUAAUCCUCGUAACCCAGUCAUGGGCUUGAUGUCAUCGUCUGGUGUCCCAGUAGCCUCCCAGAAAAAGUCAUCUUGCCGUGGAUAUCAUCACCACCAUCACCAUUAUAGGCAGCACUACCAUUAUCAUAAGCUUUCCCCUCCCAGGCCACUCCAUCCCACCUCCCCUGCCCCUCUGAGUGAGCUAAAAGAAGCCACGCCAUCACCAGUGAGUGAGUCACACAGCGAGGAGACGGUGCCCAGUGACAGUGGUAUAGGGACAGACAAUAACAGCACCUCUGACCGUGGUGAGAAAGCUGGAGGAGCAGGUGGCUUGGGUGCAAUUGGCAUCCCACCUGGGAUGGGUGGUGGAUUAUUAAUGCCAGGGGUCAUGGGUUCAGCUAUGGGUCCAGGGAUGGGCAUUAACUCAAGGGGCAGGCGUCGACACAGCAAUGUACUUAUGGAACAUCCUUCACCGUCUCCAUCACCCCAUGGGACAAGGUCAUCGCCUGAUCCCCGAAGACCUCACCCAGCAGCUCCCGCCACAACCUUAGUGGGACACAAGGAGAAACAUAAGCACAAAUGCAAACGCCGAAGCCAUGGCUGCCCCGGCUAUGACAAGCUAAAGAGGCAGAAGAGGAAACGCAAGAAGAAGUACUUACAGCUACGCUCCCGACGGCUCGACCCAGACUUCCUCGCUGAGCUGGACGAGAUUGUUGUGCGACUAAGUGAAAUACGCAUAACUCACCGCACCACAGGGCACCGGCUCGGAAGCGGAAUAGGCAUAGCAGCGGGAUCAAGUAGAGUGCCAGGGGUGGGUGGCAGGGCUGCUGGCGCCAUAGGAGGCACAGGUGGCCCUCCACCGCAUCAUUAUGUUCACAGAGACCUCCUGCCUACAAUCUUCAGGGUUAACUUUGGCAGCUUCUACUCUCAUCCACCAUACUCCUGUGACCCGUUGCACUAUGUUCGUAAACCGGAUAUGAAGAAGAAACGUGGACGGCCUCCCAAACUGAGGGAGUCUAUGUCUGAGGUUCCAUUUGUACCUGGACUUGGAUUCCCCCUUUCAAGUGGAGGCUUCUACCACCCCUCCUAUGUUCCUUACUCAUCAGGACCUCUGGGGUUGGGCUAUUACAGAGGUUAUCCUCCAGCAAGUGCGCUGUAUCCCCACCCACACCACCAGUCACCCCAUACGGCCCCAUCACAUCACACUCACCACUCACCGUCUUUCCCACCUCCCCCCACAUCUUUCUUACAUCAUCACCACCCAUCACAUCUCCUGCUGAACCACUCAAAGUUUCACAAGAAAAAACACAAGCUGCUAAGGCAGGAGUACCUGGGAGCAGGACGGCCUCCUGUCCUAUACCCACCCAUGUCCUCUGAGCUCUCCUUCAACUGGCACCACAAACAUAAACACAGGCACAAACACAGAGAACGCUGCGCUGAGGAUGACAGGGAGGAAGCAGCAAGAGGUGGAUCAGGGAGCCGAGCUAGUGCAGGGAUUUCUGACAGUGGAACAUCUGGGAAAGGAGAGCGAGUUAGUGGUUUGGGAAUGGCAGAGGCUUUACAGCGAUGCCGCUUUGGACGAGACACUUCCAGCACCAGUGCCAGCAAGCAAGCUGCCACUACCUCUGCUAACUCCCCCUCUUCUUCCUCAUCCUCAUCUGCUGAAAGGUACAAGCGCAAAGAGAGCUCCAUGUCCUGUCUCGGACCUUCAAGGCUUGCAUUGGGCAACAGCUCAAAGGGCCACUCAGCUGAGUCCUGGUUCAGAAUAGGCAACUCUGAAGCAGACUACUCAAAGCUGUCACGGAGUCAAUUGGCUCCUGGCCAGGGUUCCUUCUCAGACGGACGGGCAGAAGACCCAGCGGGCUGCUCGGACAGUGAGGAUGAGGAGCCUCUCACUCCCACAGAGGAUGUAGAAACCCACGAUUCUCCAAAGCGUACAAAUCUGUUUGCUUCAGCAAUCACCCGCACUUCACUGAAAGGAGGCAGGAGCAGAAAGACUGAUGUAGUUACAGAGAGCUCCAGCUUCUCUCACAUGGACCGGCCAAUGAGGAAGGAACACUCAACAUCAGCAGAGAGGAGAGAGAUGGGGUCAUCAGGUAUCCAGACAAGGGGUGUUACACUCCCAACCUCGGAAGAACCUGAAGGAUCCCUGCACCACCGCCAACAGCACCAUCAUCAGUCUUCUCUGUUUCACUCCCACAGCUCAACCUCCUCAUCCUGCCUCUCUCCCUCUCAGGAGUGUUGCCUGGAUGUCUCACUGUCUCACAACUCCCAUCGCGUACAGCCCUCCAAAUACAGUCUGCUCCAUGUCAACAAAAUCCUGCGUGCCAAGAAGCUGCAGAGACAGGCCCGUACAGGAAACAACAUGGUAAAGAAGAGGGGGCCUGGACGUCCUAGGAAACACCCGUUACCCUCCCCACCACCGUCCCCUCCACCUGUGGUAGAGUUGAAUCAAGUCCGGCACCGGGAGAAAGGGGUGGAACGGUUAGCAGAGGGAAGAGGGUGGGAGGGUGAUACUGUGACUGAUGCUAUUGAGUCGGUAGUCCAGGGGCAACGCAGAAAAGGUCAGAAGCGAAAGCACUGGGAGAGAGAAGGGGAUGAGGAAGAGGAGGAGGAUGUGGAAGAGGACAGGGAGGCUGAAGACAUGGAGGGACACUUGCCUGAAAGAGAGGAAAACCUAGGGAGCCUUGUGGCAAGGUCCAGACCUGGGACAGGAAGGAGCUGGCUUACCCAAGAUGAGCUACAGAGCCUUCAUGGCUCAGUGGAAACCAAGCCAGAUGGCCACUGCUCAUCAGAGGGCCCAGGCCCUGUCUCCAGGGAACAAGCUGCACCUAUGCCCAUAGCCACCCAGCGAGAGAAAAGACCAGCACGACCUCCGAAGAAGAAGUUCCAGAAAGCGGGGUUAUAUUCUGAUGUGUACAAAACUGAAGACCCCCGUAGUCAGUUUCUGCAGCUGAAGAAAGAGAAGCUAGAGUAUAUACCUGGGGAACAUGAGUAUGGAUUGUUUCCUGCUCCAAUACAUGUUGGAAAGUACCUGAGACAGAAACGCAUUGACUUCCAGUUGCCUUACGACAUCCUAUGGUUGUGGAAACAUGAUCAGCUACACAAGAGGCCUGAUGUCCCCCUUUAUAAAAAAAUAAGAUCAAAUGUUUAUGUGGAUGUGAAGCCUCUCUCUGGUUAUGAAACAACUACAUGCAACUGUAGACUUCCCGAAGACUCAACUGAAAAAGGCUGCAUGGAUGAAUGCUUGAAUAGGAUGAGCUUUGCUGAGUGUUCUCCCAGCACGUGUCCAUGUGGAGAUCAUUGUGACAACCAGCAUAUCCAGAGACACGAGUGGGUCCAGUGUCUGGAGCGUUUCCGCACUGAGGGCAAAGGGUGGGGCAUCCGCACCAAGGAGUCUCUCCGCUCAGGACAGUUCAUCAUUGAGUAUUUGGGUGAAGUUGUUAGCGAACAGGAGUUCAGGAGUCGCAUGAUGGAACAGUACUUCUCCCACAGUGGCCACUACUGCCUGAACCUGGAUAGUGGCAUGGUGAUUGAUAGCUACAGAAUGGGCAAUGAAGCGCGUUUCAUAAACCACAGCUGUGAACCCAACUGUCAGAUGCAGAAGUGGUCAGUGAACGGGGUGUACAGAAUAGGUCUCUUUGCUCUCAGAGACAUCAGCAGCGGGACUGAGCUCACCUACGACUACAACUUCCGUUCCUUCAAUACAGAAGAGCAGCAAGUUUGCAAAUGUGGCUCAGAGGGCUGCAGGGGCAUCAUCGGAGGGAAGAGCCAGCGUAUUAAUGGGUUGCCUGGGAAAUCAGGAGGGACUCGGCGGCUCGGUCGACUCAAGGAGAAGAGGAAGUCCAAACACCAGCUCAAGAAACGAGAGGAAGAGUCAAGUGACAGCAGCAAGUUUUACCCUCAUCUGAUGAAGCCCAUGUCCAACAGAGAGAGAAACUUUGUGUUGAAGCAUAGAGUUUUUCUCUUGAGGAACUGGGAGAAGAUGAGGGAGAAACAGGAGCUGCUGAAAAGAGAGGGCGAGAGAGAGAGGGAUGCCAGCAGCCUGUCCAUGUAUACGCGCUGGGGAGGAGUCAUCCGUGAUGAUGGCAACAUCAAGUCAGACGUGUUCCUGACGCAGUUCUCAGCCCUGCAGACGUCACGGUCGGUACGCACACGAAGGCUAGCUGCAGCCGAGGAAAACACAGAAGUAACACGCACCGCUCGCCUUGCUCACAUCUUCAAGGAGAUUUGUGACAUGAUAACCAGCUACAAGGACUCCGCUGGUCAGACACUUGCUGCCCCGCUGGUGAACCUCCCAUCUCGAAAGAGGAACAGCCAGUACUAUGAGAAGGUGUCUGACCCGCUGGACCUGAGCACCAUUGAGAAGCAAAUCCUCACGGGCCAUUAUAAGACGGUUGAAGCAUUUGACACAGACAUGCUCAAAGUAUUUCGCAAUGCUGAGAAAUAUUAUGGGAAGAAGUCAUCGAUAGGCAGAGAUGUCUGUCGGCUGCGGAAAGCCUACUACAGUGCUCGUAAUGAAGCUGCAGUCCAGAUUGAUGAGAUAGUGGGCGAGACCGCCAGCGAGGCAGACAGCUCAGACUCGCUGGACCGUGACCACGGUCAUCACCACCACACAGGAGGGCCCGGGUCUCACGACAAGGAUGACGAUGUCAUCCGUUGCAUCUGUGGAAUGUACAAGGAUGAAGGUCUGAUGAUUCAAUGUGAAAAGUGUAUGGUGUGGCAGCACUUUGACUGUAUGCGACUGGAGACUGAGGUGGAGCACUAUCUGUGUGAACAGUGCGAUCCCCGGCCUGUAGAUAGGGAAGUCCCCAUGAUACCCCAGCCCAGCUACGCCCAGGCUGGCUCUGUCUACUACAUCUGUCUCCUUAGAGAUGACCUGCUGCUACACCAAGGUGACUGUGUGUAUCUGAUGAGAGACAGCAGACGCUCACCUGAGGGUCAGCCUGUCAGACAGUCUUACCGUCUCUUGUCUCACAUCAACCGAGACAAACUCGACAUCUUCCGAAUUGAGAAGCUGUGGAAGAACGAAAAGGGUGAGCGAUUUGCCUUUGGCCACCACUACUUCCGUCCUCACGAGACACACCAUUCUCCAUCGCGGCGAUUCUACCAGAACGAGUUAUUCCGCAUGCCGCUCUAUGAGAUCAUCCCCCUGGAGGCAGUGGUGGGAACCUGCUGUGUUCUCGACCUUUAUACUUACUGCAAAGGACGGCCAAAGGGUGUGAAAGAGCAGGAUGUGUACAUCUGUGAUUACCGCUUGGACAAGUCGGCCCAUCUGUUCUACAAGAUCCAUCGCAACCGUUUUCCGGUCUGCACCAAGCCAUAUGCCUUCAACCACUUCCCUAAGCGGCUCACGCCCAAAAGAGACUUCUCGCCUCAUUAUGUUCCUGACAACUAUAAGAGGAACGGCGGCCGAUCAGCCUGGAAAAGCGAACGACCCAAAGAAGCUGGAGGCUGUGAGGACGAUGCCUCUUCCUGCGACCGGGGUGAAGAUUUCCCACCUGAGGGAGAAGAUGGAAGAGGAGUGGAAGACGACAUGGACAUGGCUUCAGAAGAUUCCGCACUUCUUUCAGCCAAGCCUAGAAGACCAGAACGGGAAAGGGAGACAGGAGAAGAGGAGGACGAGGAGGAUGGACAGGAAGCCGAUGAGCGCAAGGGGCUGGAGGAACGUUCAGCCGAGAGGAUUGGAGAGUUGCUUGAAGUUCCAUCAUCCUCGACUUCAUCGCCACUACACCACCCAGCUCUGGGCAGGAGGGAGGCCCAGCGGGAACGACUGAACAAGAUCCUGCUGGAUCUGCUGCACAGAACACCCAGCAAGAACGCCAUUGAUGUCACUUAUCUCCUUGAGGAAGGCGCAGGGCGGCGCCUGCGGCGGCGGGCGCUCGGAUUCAGCGAUUUUGUAGGCAGAAAAUAAUGUUUCUACGUGCCUGUCAAGCACACUGCCUUUCACUGUCAUGAGCAAGGGGCAGAAAAUGGAGAGACAGCAAGAAGGGAAAUGAGCAUUGUUGGUUUUCCAGCCAUUAAGGACCACAAUGCAUCCCUGGGGGCCUCUUCCAGUUUACCUCUUCCAAGACUGUCGUCUCAGCUCUGAGAGGGGUGGAGGGUGUUUGGAAGCACUGACUUCAGGAGCUCUCAAGGAGCACAAAGAGAGAGCUGACCCAGGCUUCUUGCUUAUUUAAGUAAUAUGAUGCAAAAACUUUCUUUUUAAAAAAAGAAAAAGAAAAGAAAAAGAAAACGAACAUAGGAGUUGUAACCCAUGCAUUUAAAUGCAUUGAACAUUGAAAACAUGGGUAGAUGAAUUCCACUAGCAAGCAUCUGUAAUGAAAUAAGUGGUACUGAAUAAGGAUGGAUAGAGGGGGAGGGAUGGAUUAAUGAUUCAGUCUGUGGGGGGGGAUGAGUGCUGGAGAAUUGUUCCCCCUAGUGGAACCUAGCUGCAAUGAAACAAAUGUAAGGGAUGAGAGAAGAACUGCCCAGGGGCUGUGGGGUGGGGUAGGAAUGGCAUAGGAGAAAUGUAAAGUUGAGCGGUGUGCUCAGAUGCUGCUCAUGAGAAAGAGAGAACAAGGGUGGUGAACUGCACUUUUGGUACCAUGGAUAUUGUGAAGCUCUCUGUAAUGUAUCUAUAAUGAAAACACACUAACACUCUCACAGUAUUGGAUGAUGCAGUCUGGAAGAAAACAAAAGAAGCAAGUCUAUUAUCUUUUUCCUGUUAUACUGUAGUAACUCAUUUAGGAACAGAAGAGGCCUGUGGCGUGUUUGUUUUAUUAGAGUAAAGGGAGGGGGUUUGGGAAGAUGGAGCGUGCGCGCUUUUGUCAGUAAAAGUGUCUUGUUCUUUUUUUUUUUUUUUUUAAUCGUCUCGUUACGCAGUCCGCUUUGCCCCUCUUUUUUUUUUUUUUUUUGUGAAGUAAAACAAUUCACCAGCUUAACUAAA